This is a messenger RNA of Capsella rubella, 1827 nucleotides long. RefSeq names its product F-box protein At3g03040. Lineage: Eukaryota; Viridiplantae; Streptophyta; Magnoliopsida; Brassicales; Brassicaceae. The record is from RefSeq and is a predicted model, not a curated record. Gene Ontology annotation, molecular function: protein binding.
AAUUUGAAGUGUUCUUCUCUCAGUCAGUCAGUGUUCUUCUCUCACCGACGCCUCAUUGCCCUAAUUUGAGGUGAUUCACAGCUGCGAAAAUUUGCAAUUUCACUGUUGGUCUUGGAGAUUGGCCUCUGUAGAAAAGAUGGAUCCGUUGAGCAGUUUACCAGACGAGGUUCGUUGUCACAUAUUGUCCUUCCUUACCACAAAGGAGGCUGCUUCGACGUCUCUUCUCUCAAAGAAGUGGCGCAAUCUGUUUGCACUUGUCCUACUCCCUAGUCUUGACUUGGAUGACUCUGAGUUUCUUCAUCCGGAAGAGGAUAAACGGGAAAGAGACGGUGUUCUAGAAAGCUUCAUGGAUUUUGUGGAUAGAGUACUGUCUUUGCAGGGCAAUUCUCCCAUUCGUAAGUUCUCUCUCAAGUGUGAAACUGGUGUUUCGCCAGCUCAUGUGAAUCGUUGGUUAUGUGAAGUGCUGCAGCGUGGUGUUUUGGAGCUUGAUCUCACUGUUGAUUUGGGGUAUGGUUAUUACAUGCCUCAAGAUUUGUUUGUGAGUGAGACACUAGUCAAUCUGAAAUUAAAAAGUGCAUUUGGUAUUCACUGGUGGACUGGAGCUGAAGGCACUUCUUUACCAAUGCUUAAGACUCUUUGUGUUUACUCGCCGAGGUUUUUUUGUGAUGAUAAGCUUGAGGAGUUUCUUCCUUCUUUUCCUGUGCUUGAGGAUCUUCAAAUGUCUAAUAUUCAGUGGAUAGAUUCUGAUGAAACCGUGUCAAGUUCUACUCUCACAACGCUCCAUAUUACCUGCAUCCGCUCUGAAAAUCCAAAGAGCAUUUCUUUUGAUACUCCAAAUCUGCUUUCCUUUGUCUACUCUGAUUAUGUUGCGGAGGACUAUCCAUUAGUUAAUAUGAAAAACUUAUCUUUCGCUCGAAUCGCCCUUAGAGUAGAUGACUAUCAAAUCAAGCGAGUGAGAGCGCAAAAUAAUGAUUUGUUAGAGCAUGAUGUCGUUCUCCACUUUGGUAAUGUGGUGAAGCUCAUGAAUGGCAUACAAAAUGUUCAGGAACUUCACUUGUGUCCUGAUAUACUCGAGGUGCUUUCUCUAUGCUGUGACUCGAUGCCAGUGUUCCACAACGUCAAAAAGUUACUUAUUUACAGUGAUAAGGGUCGAGGAUGGCAAGCAGUGCCAGUUCUUCUAAGGAAUUGUCCACAUUUAGAAAUUCUGAUUUUUGAGGGUAUCGUGCACCAUGUGACGGAUAAAUGCGGGGAUGCUUGUGACUGCAUAUAUCGCAAGGAAAAAGGCCGUUCACUCAGAUCUUGUCCAGUGAAAGUGGUGGAGAUUAAAGAUUUUGGAGUAACAAUGAAAGAAAAGCACAUGAUAGAGCAUUUCUUGGACUACUUUUCGUGUUUGAAGGAGAUGAAGAUCUACGUUGAAGAGGAUGGAAUUACACAGAUUAUGAACAACCCUGAAGUGUCUAAACUUGUCUUGGAUGAGAUGGAAGAGUACAACGACUUAUAUAGCUGCAACUUCAAGCUAUACUUGGAUAAGAAGUCGAUUAGAAAUCUCUGAAGAAGAGAGCCUCCUCGGAAUCUCACUUGGUCUAAUCGUCUUGAAAACCGUCUCAAAUGGCCAAAACCUGAAUCUGUUUUUCCUCAAUUGUCUUCUGUAUCUUGCCAACUCUUGUCUGGGAAUGGUUUGAAAGUGAUUUCUCAACAAUAAUUUGUUUUCUUUCAGUUAACCGAUUUGUAAUGAUGUUACUUGAAGGGGACGAAGACUUGCAACAUUGUUUAGUUUCCUUCUUCGUUAACGAUCAGGAGGCACGUCUUUAUAGUUUUUUCUUUUCA